CUCAGCCCGGCCCCCAAGGCGGGACAGGGGGGAAAAGAACCGGGCAACCCCCCCAGAGCCCGCCGGGCACCCUCCGCUACCUUCGGGCCUUGGGGGGGCUCGUUGGGAGCCCCCCGAGGCCGCGGCAGCCGCCGGGGCCGGGGAUGGUGGCGGGGGCGGCCGGAGCGGGGCGGCGGCUCCGGGAGCCCUGACAGAGCCUCCACCAUGAGCGUGAGGCCUCCGCAGGCCCAGGACAGGUUGAGCAGCCUCUCCUCUUCCCUGGAUUCCCCCUCGGAGCGGCGGCACCAGCGGCGACCCUCGGAUUCCUCGGAAUCCACAGGUCUGGUCCAGCGCUGUGUGAUCAUCCAGCGGGACCAGCAUGGCUUCGGCUUCACCGUCAGCGGCGACCGCGUUGUGCUCGUGCAGUCCGUGCGGCCAGGUGGGGCCGCCAUGAGGGCCGGGCUGCAGGAGGGCGACCGCAUCGUCAAGGUGAACGGGACCAUGGUGAGCAACAGCUCCCACCUGGAAGUGGUGAAGUUGAUCAAGUCCGGUGCCUACGUGGCCCUGACCCUGCUGGGAUCCCCCCCCGGAUCCGUGGGAAUUCCGGGAUCCCGGCAGGAGCCGGAACCCUCAGGAUCUCCCCAAGGGCCCCCCCAGCUCAUCACCGAGCCCAGGCCCCUCCAGGAUGCGGAGCUGCAGCGUCACGCCGCUCAGAUCCUGCGCCGGAUGCUGCGCCAGGAGGAGGCCGAGCUCCAGCGUUUCCAGGAGCUGCGGCUGCGGAAUCCGGGCGCGGCCGUGGAGGAGCAGCUGGAGGGAGCCCGGCGCCGCCUGAGCCAACUGCAGCUGAAAAUCCUGCAGGAAUCCCAGGGAUCCGCGGAUUUGGGGCCGCUGGAGCCGUUCCCGGGGUCGGGCUCGGGGUCCCCGCGGCUCCGGGGUCGCUUUUCCCGGGAUUCCCAGGACGGGGAGGAGGGGCCGGAAUCCGGCCCCGAGCGGAUCCCGAACCUCGGAGAGGCUCAGAAUUCCGGAUUUUCCCAACCCGGCAGCCCCCGGAGCUCCCCCGAGCUCGGCUCCCGCCUCGGCCACAUCCAGGGAUCGGAGCGGCCGCGGAUCAUCGGCCCCGAGGAGGAGGAAGAGGAGGAGGACGAAGGAGACGAGGUGGAUUCCGUGUUCCGGGACCUGCGGCUGCUCCGAUCCCGCCCGGCUCAUCUCGGGGUUUUCCUGCGCUUCCUCUUCUCCCAGGCCGACCCCACCCCCCUGCUUUUCCACCUGUGCUCGGAGCUCUGGUGCCGCCAGGGCGAUCCCGGAGAUUCCCGAGCCUUGGGAAGAGACGUCUGGAGCCUCUUCCUGGACAGGAGCGCCCCCCUCCGUGUGAAGCUCCCGGAGCAGCUCCUGGCCGAGCUCGAAUUUCGCCUCCGGAGCGGCGACGACUUCCGGCCUCUCCUGCUGGAAGCUCAGGAAUUCGUUAUCCCGGAAAUCCAGGAGCAGCUCCAGGAUUACAGGAAGAAGCGCACGCUGGGGCUGGGCGCUCUCUACGGGGAGCAGGAGCUGCGGGAGCUGCGGAAUUCCGGGAAUUCCGGGAAUUGCGGGAAUUCCCGGCGGGAUCCGGGGGAUCCGUGGGAUCCGCGGGAGCGAGCGGCGGCCGAGCGGCAGCUGGGGCAGCUCUGGGAGAUCCUGUCCAAGUACGAGGAGGAGCGAAGCUCUCCCUUGGCCUUCGCCCUCGGAAUCUUCGCUGCCCACGCCGGGAUCCAGCCCCGGGAAUUCCGAGAAUUCCGGGAAUUUCGGGAAUUCCGGGAAUUCCGCAGCCCGGGAGCCUCCGAGAAAAUCCCGGAUAAGGAGAAGUGGCUUCCCUUCUUCCCCAAGGCCAAAAAGAGCAGCUCCAGGAAGGAGAAGGAGCAGAGGCAGAAUCCGAUCCUGAAAUACAUCGGGAAACCCCGGAGCGGCUCCCAGAGCGCAUUUUCCGUCUCCCUGUCCCCCGGGGAAGCGCUGCGCCCGGGGAACGUUCGGAGCAUGAUCCAACACUUCGAGGGCGGAGCCGAAACCGAUCCCGGAGCCUCCGGAACCUUCCAGGAGCCGCCCCUCGCUCCCAGCUCCCGCUCCGGGGUCCGGCUGGGUCGCUCGGAGAGCCUGAAGGGCCGGGAGGAGCUGCGGCGCUGCCGGCGGCGCCCGGAGCCGGUGCCGCGAUCGCGCAGCGACGCCGACGUGGACGGGAGCGGCUCCGAGACCCCCCGGCUGCACUCGGCCUCCUCAUCCUCGGCCUCCAGCCUCUCCAACAGAUCCCUGGAAAAUCCAACCCCUCCCUACACACCAAAGAUGGGGCGCAGGAGCCUGGAUUCCCCCAUCCCGGCCGAUCCGUUCCUCCCUCACCUCCUGGAGGAUGAGCAGGGCCCCGUUCCCGACCUGGAUCCGGAUCCCCAAUCCCAAAACAAUUCCCAGGACAAUUCCCAGCCCUGCUGGGAUGGGAAUUCCCGGAAUUCCCGGAAUUCCCAGCAGAAUUCCCAGAGCUGGCAGCACUCGGUGAGCCGGGAGCUCGUGGCCAACCUCUCCCAGCGGGAGCUGGAUCGGCAGGAGGUCAUCAACGAGCUGAUGGUGACAGAGCUGUCCCACCUGUGCCUGCUGCGGGCUCUCCAUGUUCUGUUCUAUCAGCGCCUGAGGCGGGAGCAGCUGCUGAGCCCCCACGAGCUGGGGCUGCUCUUCCCCAACCUGCCCGAGCUCAUCGCUGUGCACAAUUCCCUCUGGGAAUCCAUGAAAAAACUCCGGGAUCGGGGUCCCCUCAUCCAGGAAAUCGGCGACGUUUUGCUGGCCCGGUUUGAGGGAGAUUCCAAGGAGGAAUUCCAGAGGGUGGCCGCCACUUUCUGCUGCUCCCAAUCCGUGGCGCUGGAGCUGAUCCGAACCAAGCAGCGCAAGGAGAGCAGAUUCCAGCUUUUCAUCCAGGAGGCCGAGAGCCACCCCCAGUGCCGGCGGCUGCAGCUGAAGGAUUUGUUGGUGGCGGAGACGCAGCGGCUCAGCAAAUACCCCCUGCUGCUGGAGAGCCUGAUCCGACUGAGCAACGCGGGUUCCCCGGAGCGUGAGAAGCUGUUCCGUGCCCUGGAUCAGAGCCGUUCCGUGCUGCGCUUUGUGAACGAGGCCGUGCGCGGGGCCGAGAAUCGCCGGCGCCUCCGGGAGCACCAGCGGCGCCUGGACAGCUCCGCCCUGGAGCGCAGCUCCAACCCCCUGGCCCAGCAGUUCCGGAACCUGGACCUGACCUCGCACCGGAUGAUCCACGAGGGGCCCCUGGCCUGGCGCGUGGGCAAGGACAAGAGCGUGGAGCUGCACGUGCUGCUGCUGGAGGAGCUGCUGGUGCUGCUGCAGCGCCAGGACGAGCGGUGGCUGCUGCGCUGCCACAGCCGCGACGGCAAACACGGCUUCAGCCCCGUGCUGCGCCUCAGCUCCCUCCUGGUGCGCUCCGUGGCCACGGACAAGCGAGCCCUCUUCAUCAUCUGCACCUCGGAGCUGGGACCACAAAUCUACGAACUGGUGGCGCUGACGCCCUCGGAGAGGAACACCUGGUUGGAGCUGCUGGAGCGGGCGGUGCAGGCGGCCACCGGGAGCGGCCCCGGAGCAGCGGAACCGAUCCAGGGAGAGACGGGAGGAGAUUCCCGGCCGGCGCUGCCGGAGCCCGCGGGGACCCCGGAGCUGGGCCCGGGAACCGGAGCUGAGCCCGAGAACGGGGACGAGGAGGAGGAGGAGGAGGAGGAGGAGGAGGAUCGGGAUCAGGAUCGGGAUCAAGACCAGGAUCAGGAUCAGGAUCGGGAUCAGGAUGAGGAUGAGGAGGAUGAGGCCGAGGAUCCCUGCUCAGCCGUCCCCGAUGAUCCCUGGGGCAGAUCCCGACCAUCGGAGCUGGGCGGGGCCGGGAUCCCGGGAAUCCCCAAAUCCCCGGGAAGCGCCGGAGGAGUGGCCCAGGCGGCGCUGGAGGACGUGGAGACCCUGCGGCUCCUGAUUGUCCGGAGGCUCCGGCCGGGCCGGGAUCCCCAUCCCGACGAUGACGACGUCACCCCCACGCCCUCGCUGGCCGGAAGGGAAUUCCCCAUUUCCAGACGGGAAUUCCCAAAGUCCAGUCAAGAAUUCCCAAUUUCCAGCCGGGAAUUCCCAAUUUCCAGCGGGGAUUCAGGAAUGUCCAGCCGGGAUUCAGCCGUGUCCAGCCGGGAAUUCCCAAUGUCCAGCCAGGAAUUCCCGAAGUCCAGUUGGGAUUUGGGAAUGUCCAGCCGGGAAUUCCCAAUUUCCAGCUGGGAAUUCCCAAAGUCCAGUCAAGAAUUCCCAAAGUCCAGUCAGGAAUUCCCAAAAUCCAGCCGGGAAUUCCCAAUUUCCAGCCAGGAUUCAGCCACAUCCAGCCGGGAAUUCCCAAUUUCCAGUCAGGAAUUCCCAAUUUCCAGUCAAGAAUUCCCAGUUUCCAGUCAAGAAUUCCCGAUGUCCGGGCGGGAAUUCCCGAUGUCCGGCCGGGAAUUCCCAAAGUCCAGUCGGGAAUCCCGGGAAGAGCCGGAGCCCAAGGGGAUCCAAAUCAAGCGGAAAGCCCAGGAGGAGGGGCCUGAGGAGGCCACGCCCCCCGGCGGCUGCAGCCAAUCAGAGCCCGAGCUGCGGGAAGGAGGCGGAGCCAAAGCCGAGGGGAAUUUUUUCUACCUGAGCCUCCCCACGGGACCCCCCCGGCCUGGAGGGGACAUCGGGGACACCCCUGGGGACAUCGGGGACACCUCUGGGGACAUCAGGGACACCUCUGGGGACAUCGGGGACGUCUCUCAGGACAGCAGGGACACCUCUGGAGAUGUUGGGGACACCUCUGAGGACAUCAGGGACACCCCUGGGGACAUCGGGGACACCUCUGGGGACAUCGGGGACGUCUCUCAGGACAUCAAGGACAUCUCUGGGGACAUCGGGGACACCCCUGGGGACAUCGGGGACACCUCUGGGGACACGGAGCUGAUCCUGGGGACCCUGGAGGAGCUGAGGGGGAAACUCCUGAGGCUGAGGGCUCUGGAAGUCGCUCACCGGCAGCUGCUGCUCUCGCUGGGGGUGGCCGAUGCCACCAGAAACAACAACAACGUCACCAACAGUGUCACCAGUGUCACCAAGAGUGUCACCAGUGUCACCAACAGUGUCACCAAUGUCACCAAGAGUGUCCCCAAUGUCCCCAACAGUGUCCUCAGUGUCCCCAGUGUCCCCAACAACGUCCCCAACUGCCACAGCACCAUCCCCAGUGUCCCCAGUGUCCCCAGCCGUGUCCCCAGUGGUGUCCCCAGUGGUGUCCCCAGUGGUGUCCCCACUGUCCCCAGUGUCCCCAAGUGGGCCCAGCCACCCCCCGGCCCCCUCGUGACUUGGAGACUCGGUGACACUGCUGGACACGGUGACACUUCCGGACAUGGUGACACCCCCGGACACGGUGACAUUGCUGAACACGGUGACACCCCUGGACAUGGUGACACUGCCGGACACGGUGACACCACUGGACACGGCUCCGCCCACCUUUAACCCGGGAGAGGGGGGGGAGGGGCUGGAAUUUCCCUCCCCUCCCCCCCCAGGAAGGUUUUUCCAGGGAAUUCCCAAAUUCCUGGACAGAUGCACUUUGUUGGGAAUUCCCAAAUUUAUUUUUUUCCCGGGAAAAAAAAUUCCCAAAAUUCCUAUAAAUAUGUAAUAAACGCCCCUCCCCCACCCUGUAAAUAGCCCCUCCCC
Poecile atricapillus (Black-capped chickadee) is the source of this 5679-nucleotide messenger RNA. It is a transcript of the gene ARHGEF11, whose product is annotated as Rho guanine nucleotide exchange factor 11. Gene Ontology annotation, molecular function: G protein-coupled receptor binding; guanyl-nucleotide exchange factor activity. NCBI's taxonomy places the organism in Eukaryota, Metazoa, Chordata, Aves, Passeriformes, Paridae. Bases 205 to 5478 code for a protein of 1757 amino acids. Gene Ontology annotation, biological process: G protein-coupled receptor signaling pathway. Gene Ontology annotation, cellular component: cytoplasm. The transcript has 42 exons. The record is from RefSeq and is a predicted model, not a curated record.